UGGGGAUUAGUCGCGAGCUCAUGUUUUGGUCUUUGCAAAAAAUGGCUGAUCUUGUAUCCUCAAAAUUGUAUCAAUCAAACGCUGUCAAUGUGAUUGAAUAAAGUGAACUAAACAACACAUUUGAGAUAUUCGUAAAUAUAGAGAAUUGUGGAACGUGUUUUAAUUGUUUAUAACUAACUUUUAUUUUCUUAUCUGAUCGAAGCGAACUCUAAGUUAUAUUAUGGUUAAUUACUUGCACACGACGUUUUCCCAAACAAUAAUUCCAUAGCAUGCAUUUAACAAUAUCAUGACAAUUAAGUUAUCUCACUCUUCUUCGAUUAAAAAUAAAUUCCAAAGUAAGCCAGAUUGAAAUUUUUAGCUCUUGAUGAUUUUAAAUUGCCUUUAUAACUUCUAAAAAUUUUUAGUUGGUUUUACACAAAAACAUUAGGCCAUAUUUCUGUCAAAAUAAGUAUUUUUGAAUAAUAAUUAUAAUGACUCAAUAUUAUUCAUAGUUGUAUGAUAUUAUAUGUCCAUCGACAAAAGGUCAAGUUAUUUUUCAAUUAAUGAUUUGAGGAGGUUAAAAUUAUAAAAAAGUUUGAAGAUAUGGCGUCUUCAGAAUUUGACUCGGAACAAUUUGAGAAGCGGCUUCAUGGCCUCAAAGAUUCUCAAGAAUCGAUCCAAAGUCUCUCAUCGUGGUGCCUUGAAAGGCGAAUACAUCAUAAGAAAAUUGUAGCGACUUGGUUACAAGUUUUAAGAAAAGUUAAAGUUGAGCACAGAUUGACUCUUUUCUACCUUGCUAAUGAUGUCAUUCAAUAUUCAAAAAGGAAAAAUUAUGAAUUUGUUGAAUCAUGGGGAACCACAUUACAAAGAGCAACAACCUUAGUCCGAGAUGAAAAAGUUAAGCACCGAAUAUUACGUAUUUUCAAAAUAUGGGAUCAACGUCAAGUUUAUGAUGAGGAAUUUCUCACAGACUUAUCUGGCUUAAUUUCGGCAGCUCCGAAAAAAAAAGUAGAAUUACAACCAACAAAUGCUCUUGAAGAAUUUCAGCCAACUUUUCUCAUAUCAACAAUGCGCUCAUGCUCCGCUCUAGAGCAAACAACAGACUUAAGAUUACAAGAAAUGCGUGAUAAUAAUAUUGAUAUUGACAAUUCUGAAGAACUCUGCGUGUCAUUAAAAGAUCGUCGAAAAGUUAAGAAAGCAGAAAAAGAAGUUGAUUUGGCUGUUAAGAAUGUUGAAAACUAUAUAUGUGCUCUAGAGUCAGAAAUUCGCGAAAGAAUCCAAGUUUUGGAUUUAUUAGAACAAGCUGACCAAUAUUAUGAAACACAGCGAAGUGAAGUGAAAAUUGUAACAAACGCUUAUCGAAAUUUUGGAAGUCGUGUAAAAACCUUAAAAAAAAAACUUGAUGAGUUAUUGCCCACAUUGUCAUCACCGAUCCCAUCGCCAGAUAUCAAUGCACCUUCACCGAGUCCUGAUAGUGACAUUGAACUUCCAGAUGAAGAUCAUAAUCAGAGCUCAGCAAUCGAAAUUGCACCACCAUUGAUGUAUGGUUCUUACAGUCAAGAUUAUGAGCCUAUGCCAGUACCACCACCGGAUAUAUUGGAAAAAAAUAAUUCAACAGAUUUUACCAGUAAUUUUUCUUCAUUUAUGGGCACGAAUGUUGAUUUUGAUAUGAGAAAUUUAUUUUCAAACCAUUCUGUGACCCCGAUCAGUGAUCGGACUUACAACAAGGCUAUGCCCAUCGAAGUAAUUAAUAUGAGGCCAUCAAAGACAAACGGAGGCGAAGAAUUCAACUCUAAUUUUAUUAAAAAUGUAUUUUCAACUACAGAUACGGCGCAGUUAUCGAGCGGGAUUCCUGGUCUAGGUCUUGACGUACCUGAGCCACGAAUAGAAUCACCACAACGACCAGAUUACUCACAAUUAUUACCUUCUACUCAAAUAAAUAACUCCACUACAACAUCCCGAAUUAUGGCCGUUCAUGGCUUAUCUCACACUGCUAUAAAAAAUCUUACGAGUCACAGUGCACCAUUAUCACAUGUACUAUUAUCGUACUCGAAUGAGAAUAACCAAAACAAUAUAAUGCCUUUCGAGAAAUCCAGCCCGAACACAAAUAAUCCAUUGCCGCCUCCACCUCUUCCACCGCCAAUUUUUUUAGAUAAUGAUGGAUGUUAUAACAAGCUUCCGCCGAAAUUUCCAACGUGGACAUCAAUAAACGAAGGAAAAAACUUAAAUUCUUCAUGGUCUUCAGAAAAUGUCGAGCAUGAUUGUUGGGAAUCUAGGAAUGAUGAAAAUUGGUCAAAUGGAAUUCAACGAGAAAGUUGCUUAUCUGAAACUCCUGAUUCACCUCCAAUUUAUGAAAAAUCAAGUUUUUGUAAGCCUGUGCAGUACAAUGAUUCUCAAACGGAAGACGAAGUUUUAAAAGGUGCAGCUGAUGUUGAUCACCGAGUUAUUCUUAUACCAGUACCGUCGGAAGACCAGUUACCACAUCGUCUAAUGAAAGGGGCUGAUGUUGAUCAUCGAAAUUUAAUCAGUUUGACUGGAAGUCCAGCCAACAAUGCAGCAAAUACAAACGAAGCUCCUGAAUCGAAUAUUAAUACUUUGUGGACUAUUACUGAUCAAGACUAUAGACGACCGGUUCAACUCGGUGAUAUUGUUGAAAGUGUGGAUAUGGAAAUGUCUGAUGAUGAAACCGACGGCGUUAAACAAAAAAGCCGUAUUCUGGUUGAUCUUAGAUCUCAGGACAAAGAUAUGCGUGCAGGUGUUUCUCAACAAACUUCACGUCAGAUGGAUUUAGAGAUGAACGUUGUAUCGGUUAAUCAUGGACAAAUCUCUAAUAAUGUACAAGAGUCGUUUCCACCACUUUCAUUACAACCUUGUCAACACUCGCAGUCGGAUUUUGCCCCUAACCGGGAUGACUUUCGACAGAACAACCAAGAACUUCCUACAGAUCAAGAAAAUUUCCGACCUGAUAUUUCAUCAUCAGCGUUCAUGAAAAAUCAACCAGCCUUCACAUCAGAAUUUUCCGUUCCACCAGAAUUCCAUCAUCCAGAAAUUUAUGACUUUUCGAACAAUCAACAACAAUCAAGAACUUCUGGAAAAAAAUUUCAUGAUGAAUUAACAGCUCCAAGUAGAUAUUUACAAUCCCAAGAACAUCUACAUCUGCAGCAACAGCAUCAUCAUCACCAUCAUCAUCGAGAAACUACGGUUUUUCAUCGGGGACGAGGAAGAUUCCUUCGAAAUCGUCGUGAUCGAUUUAAUGAAAAUUGCAACAGUCGUCGGUAUCGACGGCAAGAUCAACUGGAAAAUAAUGCAGAAAAUAUUACAAGUAAUCAAGCAACAUUUUUGCAACCACCAGAAACCUGUGUCAUAUACGAUGAUAAUGGCAUACCGAUAAUGCCAGACAGCACCUUAGAUGAAAUUCUGAUUCAAAACAAGAUUAUAAAUGAAACUGAAUCGGAAAAAUCCGAAAAUGUUGAUACAGAAAACUUCGAAACUGAUGAACAAAUCCCGGAACUUAAAGUUCUUGUAAACUCUAAAGAGAUUGCAUGUGAAGAUCGUUUUCAAGAAAAUUCUGCUGCACAGGCUGAGGAACCGUCGCAGAACCUCUCAGAACAUUUUGAGGCACUAAUGAACUCGGGGAAAACAACAGGGGACAACGAGUUGACAAGACAAUCGACAAAUGGAGACAUUACAGAUCAAAAAGAUGAGAACGUUUGUUUACCAUCUAAAACACGAUCACUUUUGCAAAAUGGGCCUUCUUUUCCAAGUCUUCUUGCAACGAAUGAAUUACAUCCUGUGAUUAUUUAUGAUUAUGAAAAUCAACAUGUUACCAGUCCGAAUUUUCGACCGAGAUUGUCGUCCCCCGUUACAGGAAGCAUUUGUUCUCCUAGGCGAGGUAGUGUGCUUCAGCCACACGGCAGAGGAAACUUCAGGGGUUCACCUCGAGUGUCGUGGACUGAUAGAGGAUCUCGUGGUCCACCUACCGUAAAUUAUAUGUCACGAGGAAAUAAUCGAGGGAGUCUAUUUUGGGGCAGCGGAAAUUUCAGUGGCGGGGCCAGUGGUUUUAGAGGGAGAGGACGAGGCACGAAUACGUGGUAAAGAAACAGUUAUGUUCAAUCAAACAUUGCAAUUUUGUGGAGCAAUCUUCAACAGCAUGUAAAUAUUCCAUAUGUUUUUCGUGUGAUAAUAUAAAGCACUUCAUUCGCAUUUCAAAAACUGAAAUGAAAUUGUAAAAAGCUCUAUGCGGUCUCAAAAAGUUUACGUGUACAAAAAUGUAUAUGUAUAUUUCUUAUACUUAGUAAAAUGAAACAUUUCAUGUAUCAAAUAUUUAGGAAAACGAAUAUAUAAGAGUCUGCAUAUUGUUUUGGUGAAUGGCAAAAAUACUUUGAUAAAAUUUAUCGCUUGAUUGAUCUUCUUGACAUUAAAUCUUGUAAUGUGCAUUCAAGUUUAAAGUUAUUAAUGAGUAUAUUUAGAAUAUAUACAUUAAAUAUAUAUUCAUAUCUAGUGUAUAUAAACUAGGCAUCCAAUGAUUUCAGGAUUACAAAACAGUUUGGUUUUUAUUUGUUGGCAUAGACAGAAUAUAUUAGUAAUAAUAUUAAUAUUGUUAUUAAGUUGAAGUAAAUCAUAGCUUAUAAAAUAAAUAUAGACAAAAAAAAUCCCAAAUAUCGUUUGAGUUUGCCAUUGCUAGAUCCACUGUUUCUCCAUUUUUCCUGAGUUAUUGUUUAUAUGAGUUCAUAUGUGAUAUAACUGCAAAGUCACACAGUCCAAUUCACAGGGCAAAAUUUGACUUGCGGCAUUGUCUCCCUGUUCCAGUGUAGAGGACGUGCGGGCAACAGCUAAUGCAAGUACCUAAAUUCUAGUCUAUAUAAACCUGAUAACCAAAUAUUCUUUAAUUCAAAAAUUUUAUUAACAAAACAAUACAAUUAGCAAAAUAUUGUUCAGCACUUUGAUCGUAUCA
Messenger RNA from Aphidius gifuensis, 4933 nucleotides. RefSeq lists its product as uncharacterized. NCBI's taxonomy places the organism in Eukaryota, Metazoa, Arthropoda, Insecta, Hymenoptera, Braconidae. The record is from RefSeq and is a predicted model, not a curated record. Gene Ontology annotation, cellular component: RNA polymerase II, holoenzyme. Gene Ontology annotation, biological process: mRNA 3'-end processing. The coding region runs from base 583 to 4074 and encodes 1163 amino acids. The transcript is spliced from 4 exons. Gene Ontology annotation, molecular function: RNA polymerase II complex binding.